AAAGUCACAAAUCACACAUACACACACUCAAAUACAUACACUAGUAGUGUGGUGUGUGCCCUUCCUUUAUCCUUUUGCUUUUUGUGUGCAAUUAACACACACUCACACAAAAAUGACGGCAUGCCAAGAUUGGCCAGAGCCAGUGAUUCGAGUCCAAGCCUUGGCUGCAAGUGGCUUAGCCACAAUCCCCGAACGUUUCAUAAAGCCUAAGUCCCAAAGACCCACUAAUAGUAACAAUUAUGCUCCAAAGACCAAUUCCUCUCAAAUUGGUCAUCAUAAGAACAAUACCACCAACAGCAACAUCCCAGUGAUUGACAUGAAGCACAUCUACGGUGGUGACGAGGGAAAGAGGGCUGAGACACUCCGGCUCGUGUCGGAGGCGUGCCAAGAAUGGGGUUUUUUCCAGGUGGUGAACCAUGGAGUGAGCCAUGAGUUGAUGAAGGGGGCAAGGGAGGUGUGGAGGGAGUUCUUUCACCAGCCACUUGAUGUGAAAGAGGUGUAUGCUAAUACACCCCUCACUUAUGAAGGGUAUGGAAGCAGGUUGGGAGUGAAAAAAGGGGCCAUUUUGGAUUGGAGUGAUUACUUCUUUCUCCAUUACAUGCCUUGUUCCCUAAGGGACCAAGCCAAGUGGCCUGCCCUCCCAACAUCCUUAAGGAGCAUCAUCUCUGAAUAUGGUGAACAAAUUGUUAAGCUAGGAGGAAGGAUACUUGAGAUAAUGUCAAUAAAUCUUGGCCUUAGAGAGGAUUUUCUCCUAAAUGCAUUUGGUGGGGAAAAUGACCUUGGUGCUUGCUUGAGGGUGAAUUUCUACCCUAAGUGCCCACAGCCUGACCUCACUCUUGGACUUUCCUCUCACUCAGAUCCUGGUGGCAUGACCAUUCUUCUCCCUGAUGAAAAUGUAUCAGGACUUCAAGUACGCAGAGGAGAAGAUUGGGUCACUGUUAAGCCAGUCCCAAAUGCUUUCAUCAUCAACAUGGGUGACCAAAUUCAGGUGCUGAGCAAUGCAACUUACAAGAGUAUAGAGCACAGGGUGAUCGUGAACUCAGACAAAGAUCGCGUUUCAUUGGCCUUUUUCUAUAACCCCAGGAGCGAUAUACCGAUCCAACCAGCCAAGGAGCUUGUGACUAAGGAUAGGCCAGCACUAUACCCACCAAUGACAUUUGAUGAGUAUAGACUUUACAUUAGGACAAGAGGACCAAGUGGAAAAGCUCAAGUUGAAUCUUUGACUUCCAAAUGAGAUGAGAUUCCAAUUGAGCAGUAGUUUGCAGUGCACAAAAUUAAUUUGCAUAUGAAUAAUUUAUCAUCUUUGUGUUUGUCUCAAUAUCAGACUCAAUUAAUCAAGUAUCAUAUCCCACUUAAAUUCUAUGUAACACUUUACUCUGUAUUUUUCUUAUCUCAAAUAUAAUAUAUGGUUGAGUUAUUGCA
Messenger RNA from Glycine soja, 1422 nucleotides. Its product is annotated as probable 2-oxoglutarate-dependent dioxygenase At5g05600. The record is from RefSeq and is a predicted model, not a curated record. The transcript is spliced from 3 exons. Lineage: Eukaryota; Viridiplantae; Streptophyta; Magnoliopsida; Fabales; Fabaceae. Bases 113 to 1234 code for a protein of 373 amino acids.